AUGCCCGAACAACAAACCAGUAUCUCCCAAGACACCGCACAAGGCAUGACUGCCCAGGCUGGAGGUCUAGAGAAUGCGGCAGGUCAAAUUGAAAGACUCAGACAAAGAGCAGAAGCAGCUGGACUAGAUCCUGAUGAGCAUAUCAACACGAGUCAACGGUACAUCGCUCUGUCAAGUCAACUGGCUGAAGUGUUACAAGCGUCCAGUCAAUCUCAAGAGAAUAACAAUCAAUGA
Kwoniella mangroviensis CBS 8507 is the source of this 234-nucleotide messenger RNA. RefSeq lists its product as uncharacterized. The record is from RefSeq and is a predicted model, not a curated record. Bases 1 to 234 code for a protein of 77 amino acids. NCBI's taxonomy places the organism in Eukaryota, Fungi, Basidiomycota, Tremellomycetes, Tremellales, Cryptococcaceae. The transcript has 2 exons.